GUUGUCACUUAAGGUAAUAACGACGCGUGAGACCAGCUGCCUUGAGCUUCGGAGCGAAGCCUUGUAUGGUCCAAUCUCAAUCAAUCAUUUACAACUCUCAUUCACUUGUUUGUAACAACACCACAUCAAUUCAUCGUCUAUUUCCUCCUUCUUUUCAACUUUACUGAGAGCACAGCCAGCGAGGUUAAGGAAAAAAUAAUCAUGGAUACCCUCGUGGCCAAGUACAGCCGUCCGGCUACAUUCCACAAGGAGACCGUUGCAGAGGACCAGCAAGAUGAUCUCCAGAACGACAUGUCUCCCAGUUUAUCUCUUAAAUUCGCCAUGCCCCCGGUAGCCCAACCCUCGGCCUGGCUCCGCGCAGCUACAGACGAUCGAUCGAACCCGGACUGCCCGAUCAAGAUUGCGCACGGUACGACGACACUAGCCUUCCGAUUCCAGGGCGGUAUUAUCGUAGCGACAGACUCUCGAGCGACGGCUGGCAACUGGAUUGCGUCGCAGACGGUCAAGAAGGUGAUUGAGAUCAACAGCUGUCUGCUAGGAACCAUGGCUGGUGGUGCUGCCGACUGCCAAUACUGGCUGGCCUGGCUCGGUAUGCAGUGCCGUUUACACGAACUCCGCCACAAGCGCCGCAUCAGCGUCGCCGCCGCCUCCAAGAUUCUCGCCAAUCUCGUUUAUAACUACAAGGGGAUGGGACUAUCUAUGGGUACGAUGUGCGCCGGCGUUACCAAGGAAGAGGGACCUGCUCUAUACUACAUCGACUCCGAUGGUACCCGUCUUGCUGGAAACUUGUUCUGUGUUGGUUCCGGUCAGACUUUUGCUUACGGUGUGCUCGACGCUGAGUACAAAUACGAGUUGAGCGUGGAUGAUGCUCUGGAGCUGGGUCGUCGAAGUAUCUUGGCUGCUACGCACCGUGAUGCUUACUCCGGUGGUUUCAUCAACUUGUAUCACGUCAAGGAAGAGGGUUGGGUCAAGCACGGUUUCAACGACACGAACCCCAUAUUCUGGAAGACGAAGUUGGAGAAGGGCGAAUUUACCAAUGUCACCAGUGCGCUGGAUUAAGUUACGAUAUGGUUGAAAGGAGACGAAUUAUGGGUAUCAGGCGUAUAUGCCAGAUGCUCUUAGAGCAUUACGCAUGAAUUUAGGAGUUCAGAAGUGCAAGACAAAGGGGAAGAGGACGUGAAGGAGCUUGGUAGAUCGCCAUAAUAGCUAUCUAGGCUAAUUCUUACGGGC
This is a messenger RNA of Hypoxylon trugodes, 1230 nucleotides long. Its product is annotated as proteasome component PRE2. Bases 202 to 1059 code for a protein of 285 amino acids. Lineage: Eukaryota; Fungi; Ascomycota; Sordariomycetes; Xylariales; Hypoxylaceae. The record is from RefSeq and is a predicted model, not a curated record. The transcript has 2 exons. Gene Ontology annotation, molecular function: threonine-type endopeptidase activity. Gene Ontology annotation, cellular component: proteasome core complex.